This is a messenger RNA of Aspergillus pseudonomiae, 1562 nucleotides long. RefSeq lists its product as uncharacterized. Bases 520 to 1479 code for a protein of 319 amino acids. The record is from RefSeq and is a predicted model, not a curated record. The transcript has 2 exons. NCBI's taxonomy places the organism in Eukaryota, Fungi, Ascomycota, Eurotiomycetes, Eurotiales, Aspergillaceae.
UUUCAUACAUAAUUAUACAUUCUAACUAUGUACCCCACGAGUCAAUUGUAAAUUGCCACCAAAGAAUGUAAGUAGUACUCGACAAUAUUCAUUGGGCCGGUGGCAAUGAAUGUUUCUCUAGCCGAGGGUUCAACGGUUCAACGGUUGAACCACCGUUGAAACCAACACAGCCAUGAAAAGUUCAAACAAACUCGACAACUUUUCCAUCCUACUCUGCCCAUUAGAUAGAAUAACAUCGAAUCACUCCGAAUAGCCAAAUCUCAUGAAUACGACGUGGUUGGUAAUCCAACGGACAUAGCCAGCGGACAUAACUUCAUUUGUAAGCACAACCGCCAAGACCAAAGAGCAAGUCAAGAUGGCAUCAACCGUGAUAUUUUGUUUGUUGUAUAUGGAAUCAAGAAGAGAAUCCGACAGUGUAAUGAUCCAUUCACAUUGAAACACAUACAGUUCCUUGAUUGUCGCACGUCAGUAAAGACCACAGAACAAAUAGACGCGAAGCAGCAAAGCGCGACCUCCAACAUGGCCAAGGUCGGCAUCUUCCCCGCGGCAGGCGGCUUGGGAACCAGCGUCAUCAACCACCUCGUCAAACUCGUCCCCGCCGACCAACUCGUCCUCAUCGCCCGCAAGCCCGACUCUCUGGCGGAAUUGAGUCGUCUCGGUGCGACCGUGCGACGCGCAGACUAUGAGGAUCCCUCGUCGCUGGAACGCGUGUUCGAUGGGGUGGACGUGUUGAUGCUGAUUUCGUAUGCGUCGUUUGAGAUCCAGUAUCGCGUGGAGGCCCAUCGCAAUGCCAUCGACUGCGCGCGCCGCAGCGGUGUCAAACAUAUCUUCUACUCGUCGCUCGCGUUUGCGGGAGAUCUCACCGACUCCAGCGUGGCACACGUGAUGGGCGCCCAUCUACGAACCGAGCAAUACUUGGCCGAUCUCCAAGCGCAGAGCGACAUCACCUACACGGCGAUCCGGGAAGGGCUUUACUCGGAGUCGUUCCCGAUCUACACGGCCUGGUUUGAUCUGGCGCAUCCCGUGGAGGAGGUUACGAUCCCGCACGCUGGGACCCCGCCGGGGGUCACGUGGGCCAAACGCGACGAACUCGGUGAAGCCACCGCCAACUUGAUCGCCUCCUACGUGCAGGAUCCGCGCUCCUUCCCGUAUGUCAAUCGGCUGGUGUUGCUCUCGGGGCCGCGCGAAUAUUCGCUGCAGGAGACCGUCGAGAUCCUCGGUCGAGCCGUCGGGCGGACGGUUCGCAUUCGCGAGAUCUCACUAGACGAGUAUGCGGCGUUGUCGACGCAUGGCACGAAGCACACCUAUCAUGGGAUUAACCUGGCGAGGGAGUGGGCGACGGCGUGGGAUGCGAUCCGACGGGGGGAGACAGCGGUGGUGACACCGCUGUUGAGGGAGAUCUUGGGACGCGAGCCGGAGGACUACGAGACCACGAUUCGGGCCUUGGCCCGGGAGGUGAGGACACAGGAAGUUAAUUAGGGCUGAUUUGACGGAGUCCGGGUUACUGACUAAGAGGGGGGUUGGGUGAUGGUUAUAGAUAGUACCGGGUCAUGUGACCACCG